AUGUCAUCGGGUCGUGGACGGCAUCUAGCGGAUCCAAGUGUGUCGUUGAAGAUAAGUUUUCGCUCACUGUUGAUGAAAAGCUGGCAGCGUACUGCAAGAUUCAUGCAGACCGCACUAAGCAUGACAGAAAUACAUGGGCAGAGUUUGAGGCUUCUUGGGGUCUUUUCCGCGUUAUCUGCCAGAGAACGACGAUUGCUGAUCCUGUUGAGGCGACUAUUAGAGUACUGA
This is a messenger RNA of Chondrus crispus (carragheen), 228 nucleotides long. RefSeq lists its product as hypothetical. The coding region runs from base 1 to 228 and encodes 75 amino acids. The transcript has a single exon. The record is from RefSeq and is a predicted model, not a curated record. NCBI's taxonomy places the organism in Eukaryota, Rhodophyta, Florideophyceae, Gigartinales, Gigartinaceae.